UGACACAUGGUCUACCUACACGUUAAGUUCAUGCCGUUUAGAGUUUAGGUCUUAAGUUACAAUUUAUAAGAUUAUAAGUAAUUCAUAAAUAAAAAAAUUCUUUCUGGUGAAUUUUUAGUGAACAGAAGGCAUAAAUGAAGCUUGCAGACGAUUCUGAACAUAUUAAUUUAAUAAUAAAUACAUACAUAACACUCAGUUUUAAAAAGCCAGACAGGUCAGUAGACUUAAGGAAAUUUGUGGAAGAAGUAUACUCUAUAUUUCAAACUAAUGACAUAAAAUAUUCCAAAACAGACAUCCUUACAACAUGGAAAGAUUUAGUAGAGGAUUAUUAUUACUACAAGAAAAACUUCACAAGUGAAUAUGCCAGUAAUGCAUGGAAUUUCUUUUCCUUGAUGGAUCGUUGUUUUGACCCCAAAGAUACAUCUAAAAAGUUUAAUUCUACUUUGACCUUUUACUUAAUUGAUUGUAUGAGUAACCAUAGAGAUGUUAUAGCGAAAAAAGGACUAACAUCAACUGUUUUAUCUAGUGUUGAAAAUGAUUUCAAAGAAUUGGGAAACAAUGAUAUAAAUCAAAGUGACAUUUAUAUUCAAUGGGAAAUUCUAAAACAGUCCUUUAGAGAGAGCAGGUUACUUAUAAAACAACGAUGUAGAAACAUUAAGUUAAACGAGUUUUAUGAUGCCAUGAGAAUAUUUUACCAAAGUCCAUCAUUUCAUGCUUCCAAAAACUAUAAUGGUCCUGUAAAGAGAAGAAACGGUGCAGAUCGGUGUGAAGGUAUUAGUAAAAAAAUGGAUGUAAAAAGUGAUGAUGUUGACAGACCUUUCAAUACAGAACUGAAGGAGCAGCUACUUAUCUAUAUUAAAAGUAAAAAGAAUAAACUUGGAUUCAACAAAGAACUGACACCAUCAUUUUCAAAUUACAUAGUUGAAGAAUUUAAAAAAAUUGGCUAUAAUUUUACUGCAGAGGCUAUUAAUAAUGAGUGGAAUGAUCUGUACUACAGGUAUGAAUUAUUAAAAUCAAGUGAAAAACCAUAUAACUGGAAAUUUUUCUCGGAAAUAAAUGAUAUAUGUAACCACACCGAAUCAGUGGUAGUAGAGAGUAUAGAAAACAGUACAUACCUUGAAAAACUUACAGCGAUGGAUGAUAAUAAUUGUUCUAAGAAAUACUCCGAUAUACCUGAAUUAAGAGAAUUGAUGCUCGAAAAUAAUUUGUCAGGCGAAGAAGUGACAUAUUUAUUAAACUCGAUUGAAACUUGAAUAGUUAGUGAUAAGUUUUCAGGAAAAUGAUGUCACAGUAGAAGAAAUUUAGUUUGCAUAAAUGAAUUUUGAAAGAUUUGUUUUUCAUAGGGCUAUGCCCAGAGUUUGUUUACAUUGAAAAUAAAGCAAUUUAUUUAUAA
This is a messenger RNA of Diabrotica virgifera virgifera (western corn rootworm), 1393 nucleotides long. RefSeq lists its product as uncharacterized. The transcript is spliced from 3 exons. The record is from RefSeq and is a predicted model, not a curated record. The coding region runs from base 135 to 1253 and encodes 372 amino acids. NCBI's taxonomy places the organism in Eukaryota, Metazoa, Arthropoda, Insecta, Coleoptera, Chrysomelidae.